UUUAUCGGUUCGUCGUCGACGAUUCAGUCAUUUAGAUUAUUUUUUAGAUGUUGCUUAUAAGCAUGCUAUUUCGAUUAUAAUUUUACUUUUGACAAAUAUUAUAGUGAUUUUUUUUUUUUUUUAACAAAAAAAGAUAUUGCAAUGUCAUCGGAAUAUUCAUAUGGUAGCGAAAAUUGUUUUGAUGAACUUUCAAGUUCUUCAGAUUCAGGUUUUGAUAUCAGUUUUGAAUCACCAAAGCAUGAUAUAAUGUCAGUUGAUUCACUUUUUCCGCCAAUAAAAGAAGAGAAGAGAAAAAAAGGAAGAAACACACGAUGCAAAAGCCCAACUCAGGUACUGAGACUAAAAAGAUCACGAAGAAUAAAGGCAAAUGACAGAGAACGACAUCGGAUGCAUACUUUGAAUGAUGCUUUAGAACGAUUACGUAUGGCAUUACCAACAUUUCCUGAAGAUACUAAACUUACCAAAAUAGAAACUCUAAGAUUUGCUCAUAAUUAUAUUUGGGCAUUGUCACAAACUUUGGGAAAUGCAGAAACUGGUGAAAUUACUGUUAAUGUUGGGAACGUAACAGUUAGUAUCAGUGAAAACGGCAAUAUGAUUACGUCUUCAACAGGGAGUUGCGCUGUAGCAGCACAAAAACGUCUCGGUCCCAGUCAUCCUCCAUAUCCAUAUCCUCAAGAACGAAUUGUACCAGAAUGGCAUGAAUACGAUUGCUAUAGUGAUCAAAGUAUUAGCCCACCUAUUCAGUAUCAAAUUUCUUGUUAUGAUCAACGAUCACAGCAAUAUCCUCAUCAUGUUCAUCUUCAACAUCAACUUGAUCAAACUCAUUUUAUGGGACCUAAUAAUUCCUAUCAGUGUCUUUGAAAUUGUGAGUGCUUCAAAUAAUUAUAAGUGUCCAAAAUGUGCAGUGGAAUUGAUUUGAUCAACUACAAUAUAGAA
This is a messenger RNA of Chelonus insularis, 936 nucleotides long. It is a transcript of the gene tap, whose product is annotated as Basic helix-loop-helix neural transcription factor tap. The coding region runs from base 142 to 861 and encodes 239 amino acids. Gene Ontology annotation, cellular component: nucleus. Gene Ontology annotation, biological process: positive regulation of transcription by RNA polymerase II; sensory organ development; axon development. The record is from RefSeq and is a predicted model, not a curated record. The transcript is spliced from 3 exons. Lineage: Eukaryota; Metazoa; Arthropoda; Insecta; Hymenoptera; Braconidae. Gene Ontology annotation, molecular function: DNA-binding transcription factor activity, RNA polymerase II-specific; protein dimerization activity; E-box binding.